Molecule: messenger RNA, 1903 nt
Organism: Platichthys flesus (European flounder)
Lineage: Eukaryota; Metazoa; Chordata; Actinopteri; Pleuronectiformes; Pleuronectidae
Exons: 6
Coding region: 27-1331 (434 amino acids)
Source: RefSeq, a predicted model, not a curated record
UUCAGCCGCUCUCACUCGGUCCGACCAUGAAGAAGCUGCAGCUGCUCCUGCUCGUCGCAGCAGCCCUGAGUGCUGCCGGGAAGCCGGCGAGCAAGGCAGUGGGCGCCAACAAGCUGCUGCUGAUCUCUUUCGACGGCUUCAGGUGGGACUACGACCAGGACGUGGAGACACCGAACCUGGACCAGCUGGUGCUGGACGGGGUCAAGGCCAAAUACAUCACCCCCCCGAUGCUGACCAUGACCUCGCCGUCCCACUUCACCACCAUCACCGGUCGGUGGGUGGAGGACCACGAGGUCGUCCACAACAUGAUGUACGACACCAAGACCAACCUGAAGGUUUCCCACAAAAAGACCCUGACCAGGUCGGAGUGGUGGGACAACGGAGUCCUGCCGUUAUGGAUCACAGCUCAGAACCAGGGUCUGAAAACCGCUUCCUUCCACUUCCCAGGAGGGGGCGCCAACUACAGCGGUCAGGCGGUGAACCGGGUGCUGGUGGAGGAGUUCGACCACCCGGACGAUAACGAGACCGAGUGGCGUCAGAACGUUGACACGGUGCUGAGGUGGUUCUCUGAGGAGGACUUCCACCUGGUGACGCUGUACUACGGCGAGCCGGACAGCGUGGGCCACGCCAAGGGCCCGGAUACCGAGGACAGGAAGAAGAUCAUCCGACAGAUCGACCGCACCAUCGGCUAUUUGAGGGAGGCCAUUGAUCGGCAUUCCCUGACCGACAGCCUGAACGUCAUCAUCACCUCCGACCACGGCAUGACCACAGUCAAGAAGCGCCCCCUGGUGGAGGAGAUCAUCCUCAACAAGUACCUGAAUUUAAUCAAGCUCGCCAGCUUCGAGAUCCUGGACUACGGCGGGUUCGGCAUCCUGACGCCGCGGCCGGGGAAGGAGCAGGAGGUUUUUGAUUCUCUAUCCAAAGCACCCAAUCUGACGGUCUACCAUAAAGACCAGAUGCCCGACAGCUUCCAUCUUGGCAAGAGCGAGCGGCUGCCUCCCAUCGUGGUCGUCGCAGAUCUGGGAUUCAACCUGAACUCUAGAUUCAUCGUGUACGUCAACAAGGGCGAUCAUGGCUACCACAACGGGGAGAUGGACAUGAAGACCAUCUUCAGGGCGUUCGGUCCCGACUUCAGGAGGAACUUCGUGUCCGAGCCGUUCGACAGCGUCCACAUUUACCCUCUGAUGUGUAAACUGCUGCAGAUCCACCCGGCGCCUCACAACGGGUCCAUGAGGGUCACCGAGCCACUGCUGCUGCCCAGUGGUGGAUCCCAGCUCACAGCUCCAGUGUCUGUCACUCUGCUGCUGCUGGGCAUGUUCACUGUGCUGUAACAGGUUCAGGAUCAGGUCCAGGGUCAGGUCCAGGAUCAGAACCAGGAUCAGAACCAGGAUUAGAACCAGGUCCAGGAUCAGAUCUGCAGGUCCAGGAUCAGAACCAGGAUCAGAACCAGGAUUAGAACCAGAACCAGGAUCAGAUCUGCAGGUCCAGGAUCUAGAGGGCUUUAAUUUGUUAACCAUUAUGCUAGUGACAUCAUCAUAUCUAUCUGAAUUAUUAUUGGUUCAUGUUUAUAAUGUGUUUUUCUAUUUGAUUAAAUGAUUUCCUGGUUUAUUUGGACACGUUUCAGUCGAUAACAGAUCAGAUGGUAAAUAAAAAUCUGCAUCGCCCCCUGGUGGCUGGCUGCAGCAUCGCUCAUAAACCUCCUCCAUGUUAACAGGUGGGACAUGAACAAAACUAAGAAAUCAAAGUAGAUGUUAAAUAAAUGUUUCUGUCGUUUCAGUUCUUCUCUGAUGUUUGUUCCGGUUUCUGAUCAGUUUGGUUUGAAUCAGUUAUUUCAUAUAAAAACUAAACGUCAUGAUUGACAGCUGAGGUCGUCAGUUUGUACAUUAAAUUAUUAAUCCUUUUA